UGCAUUUCUUUUUUUUUUUUUUUAUAUAUAAAAUUUACAGAAAAAUGGGUGGGAAAAAUGUUAGAGCAAAAAAAUCUCGAAGAAAGGCGACUAUUAAAAUUACUAAAGGUGCAAGAAAGAAGUUAAAGAAACCCACCAUAAAAGAUUCAACAUUGCAAAAGCAUUGGGAUAAAUCAAAAACAUUACACAAUAAUUUAAAAGACCUAGGACUUGCAUAUGAUUCAAAUGCUGCAAUAAAAAUUAAUACUGGGAAGAAAACAAAGCAUUCUGAUGUUGUGAAAGAUACAAAUAAAAUGGAAAUAGAUGAGACUUUAAACAAACCAGUUAUAAAAGAAUUUGAGAGGCAAGCUGCUAAUGGUAUGAAAAUGGAACGCCAUAUUGCUCCUGGUGAAGCUAAAUUUCUAAUGACACUAAUCAAAAAACACGGCACCAAUUAUAAAGCUAUGGCUAAAGACAAAGAUAAUACAUACCAACACACAGCAAAGCAAUUAAAGCGAAAAUGUGAAUCUUUAUUAAAGUCAUCAUUACUAACAAAGUACCAAAGCAUGUUUCCAGAAUUAACUACAAGUGCUGAAGAAAUGGAUACUGUAUAGAAGAAA
Molecule: messenger RNA, 599 nt
Organism: Hydra vulgaris (swiftwater hydra)
Lineage: Eukaryota; Metazoa; Cnidaria; Hydrozoa; Anthoathecata; Hydridae
Product: nucleolar protein 16
Biological process (GO): ribosomal large subunit biogenesis
Cellular component (GO): nucleolus
Source: RefSeq, a predicted model, not a curated record